GAUCAGGCAGCAUAGACUAAGGGCAUGAGCAUCUAUUCAACACAAAAAACCGACAAUUUGUUGUUGACAAAGGACAGCUGGACAUAUAAAGGGCCCCAUUACCUUCAGUAGCUUAGGGCCUCAUCAAACCUAAAUCCGGCCCUGGCUGUGUGCACAGGCGGAGCUUGUCUUUCUCCAUGCAUCUUAGAAUCAUAGCACUGUAGAGCUGGAAGGGACCCCGAGGGUCAUCUAGCCCAACCCCCUGCAACGCAGGAAAAUCUGCUAAAGGUGGCCAUCCAACCUCUCUUUAAAAAAUCUCCAGUGAAGGAGAGUCCGCCUCUUUUUGUUGCAGCUCGUUUUCACGAAGAUUCCCACUGGUUGCCCUGCAUUUAGCCCCUCUCAUCUAUUAGUAGCUCUCUGUCUAUAGCGGCGGAAUGGGGGGGGGGAGAUAUUCCGCCCGCCACGCGCUGAGGUGGUAUCACUCUCUCACUUUUCGUAUCUCUACGAAGCGAAGCUGAGCUUUCAUUCCCCGGUGCGCAGCUCUAGGGUUGACAGGACGUCACUUCCGAUCUCUCCCUUUCCCCCCCCCCUCGCUAUUUCCGUCGCAAGGCCGCCGACGCCACAGCGGCGGCUGUUCCCUCUGCGCGAGCCGGCGCGUCGGCUAGCACGUCAUUUCUCCUCGAGCGGCGUCGCCUCCUCGGACCGGCGCAGGCUUUGGGCUCCGCGCUCUCGUCCUCCCUCUUCGAGCCCGGGGAAGGAGCCUGAGGGGCCCGUUGGCAGCGGGCCCUCCUUCGCCCGCCACCAUGUUGAGGCGCAGCAGGGCGGAAGUGGACCGUUAUGUCUCCUCGCUGCAGGCCUCGGCCUCUUCGCCCAGGGAGGUGAGGCGCCUUCGUUUCGUUUCCCUUCCUUCCCCUUCCCCCCUCAAACCGAUUUUGAGGGGAGUUCCGAGGCGACCCGCCAUUGGUCCCCUUGGCUGUUUGUUUUGAGACUCUCCUCCAAUGACUGGACGUGAGCCGGCGUCGGUUAAGGAGGGGAGGGAGUUAGUUUGGAUUGGCAGCCGCCUCUCGCGCGUGAGGGACACGCGCCUCUCGGGGUUCGGGGGGGGGGGGGGGCUGGCCGGCUGGGAUUAGGGCAGCGCCUGCUCGCGCGUUGGGCCUCCUGUUCCUUGGCUCCAGUGUAACAGAGGAGCAUGUGGGAUUGUGCCAUGAUGAUUCUAAGGGGGCGGGGCUGUGCUAGGUGAUGCAGCUUCACGAGUGGGGGGCUGGGGGGGGGAACCACCUUCCAGCCAAAGGGUCUUUCCUUCAAAGCCAGGGUCUGGUGGGGCCAGAUGCAAAAGUGGGCAGUGCAUCUUCUGUCUGGGCGUAGUCAAAGGGGGCGUGUUCAGCUCAAAUCAAGUAUGAAUCGAAAGCGAAGGCAAUAGUACCGUUCCCUGUUUAUUUGUUUGCUUUGUAACACAAAACCCCCCAAUAAGAACUAUUUUUUUAAAAAGUAAAUCAAUAAAAAUACUUAACUGAGGUACUUCCCCCUGGCAACAUAAAUGCUGCCCCUUGUAACAUAAAUCCUGGCUAUGUCCAUGUUCUAACUAAGUUACAUCCCAGUCAUGCAACCCCCCAGUAAGGGGUUUCUGUACCCUGCUAAACACACAAAUAUACACUCAGCCCUCCUAGGCAAGCAAAAUGUAAGAGCAGAGUUGAAGGGCCUAUUCCUGCCAGGUGAAAGCACUCAAGUGGCUUGGGAAGCGGUGUGGCCUGGGAUGGUCCUGAGUGCCUGGAAGCGUUUCAUGCCUGCACAAAUUCUGGAAUUCACUCUACGCGGGGCUGCCCUUAAAGCUGUCCCAGAAACUCCAGCGGGUGCAGAAUGCUGCAGCAAGGCUCCUCAGAGGGUCUCUGCCAUGGGAGCAUAUUCACCCAGUGCUUUUCCAGCUGCAGUGGCUCCUGGUGGAGUACAGGGUCAGAUUUAAGGUGCUGGUUUUGACCUUUAAAGCCCUUCACGGCCUAGGACCCUCAUACCUAUGGGACCGUCUCUCCCGGUAUGCUCCACGGAGGACCUUAAGGUCCAUAAAUAGCAACACUCUAGAGGUCCCAGGCUCUAAGGAAGUCAGAUUAGCCUCAACCAGAGCCAGGGCCUUCUCAACACUCGCUCUGGCCUGGUGGAAUGCUCUGUCUCAUGAGACCAGGGCUUUGCGGGAUCUGAUUUCUUUCUGCAGGGCCUGUAAGACAAGAGUUGUUCCACCUGGCCUUUGGCUUAGAAUCAGUUUGAUUCCCUCCCCCUCUUUCUUUUUCCUUUCUCCCCCUGGGAAGAGGCUGCAUCCUAAUGUUUUAAUGUUGUAUUGUAAUCUUGUUUUUUAAAUUGUAUUUUAAUCAACUUGUUUUUAUUAUUGGUUGUUAGCCGCCCUGAGCCCGGUCUUGGCUGGGGAGGGCGGGGUAUAAAUAAAAUUUAUUAUGAUGAUGAUGAUGAAGAAGAAGAAGAAAAGCCAGUGUCUAAUGCAAAUUCUUCUGCUUUUUCUAUUCGUAAAAAGACAGGCGCCAUCUCCAGGCUUGUGCUUGGUAAUCUUAAUGUAUGGUGGCUUUUCCAUCUGACUUUCCUCCAGCUAAUAUAUUGUGAACUUUCCAAUGUAAACAGGCAGUUGUGGUUCAUGAUCUGUCUGUGAACCAAUAUCUUAGGUGGAACCUCCUUCUGAGAAGACAUAUAUAGGACUGCCCUCUUAACCCUGUAAUCUUUUCACUGUGGCAUCAUAUAGCACUCUUGCCAGCUGCCUCUGGGUGUGGUAUAAACUUUAUAAAUGCUGGUUUAAAAAUAGUUGGCAUAAGGUUGCUCAACUUACCUUCUUAAUAUUUUUUGCUUUAAAAAUCCAUUCACAAUUACAGUGGCCAGUGGUUAUUGUCCUCAUUAAAAACAAUGUUUUUUCUUCCAACAUAUUUCAUGUGAAGUAGCAUUUGGUAAUUGAACACUUAACCAUGUGUUUGUGUAUUUUAAAAAUAUUUCCUGCAGUUUUCUAGGUGCUACAUCAUGGAUAAUUUGAUAUUCCUAUACUGAACUGUAUAGUUUUUUUCCUCUCCCCCUCAAAAAAAAAACCCUAAUGUUGCUUUGGUUAAGUUUCACUUCCCAUUCUUCUUAGCAGUUGUGAGUUAUGUCCUGGCAGGAAUUGGAAGUUGUCCUUCCUAAAUUCUAAUUAAAAAUCAUUGCCUUUUCUUACUUGAGGUUUGUGGGAUUAUUAUGGCAAAAAGCUUGAGAUAGUCUAGUUUGUUUUUGUAUUCUUUGAUCUCUUGUCUCUCUGAUAAAAGUACCGUAUUUUUUGCUCUAUAAGACUCACUUUUUCUCUCCUAAAAAGUAAGGGGAAAUGUGUGUGCGUCUUAUGGAGCGGAUGCAGGCUGCGCAGCUAUCCCAGAAGCCAGGAACAGCAAAAGGGAUCGCUGCUUUCGCUGCGCAGUGAUCCCUCUUGCUGUUCUGGCUUCUGGGAUUCAGAAUAUUUUUUUUCUUAUUUUCCUUCCCCAAAAACUAGGUGCGUCUUAUGGUCUGGUGCGUCUUAUAGAGCAAAAAAUACAGUAUUUCUGCCUGAGAUGGACAUAAAACUAAUUAAUUUAGGACAAGGCACAGAAAUAACUUUCUUUCAUCAGGCAAAUGGGGUAUUCCCCUGACGGUACAUAUAAAUGACAAGUUGCAGAAACUAUUGAGCAGUUCUUCAUAUAGGUAGGCAAUGCUAUGGACAAUUCAACUAAAGGGAAUAAAAAAGAAUCCCUGACCUAACAUGAAAGUUGCAUUUUGUUGUCUUGACUGUCUUAAUGAAAGCAUAGUUUCUGAGUAUAGGAAGCUGCCAUACAUUUUGCUGUCACUCCCUUCUCUGAAACACCAAAUUGACAGUUGUUACUUGUCAGCUUUGAAUAAUUCACAUGGUGGUAUCUAUAUGAUAGAUUUUAUGCUUAUACAGAAAAAGGCUGUUACUGGGUCUUAGCAGAUAGUGGGUGCACUCUGCACUUAAAAGUAUUGAGCAUGCUGCAGGAAGAAAAUACAGGGUGACAUUAGAUGAUCUCUUUUUCCUCCCCUGUGUACCCCCAAAAUCUCCAGAUGGUCCACUAAUCCCUAGAGCAGAUUUUGAGGGCCAACAGAGAGCAUAACCCUUGUUACAUAAGUGGAUACCCAGCAUGGUUUUGACUCCAGGGUUCUGUUGCAUUUGGCACAAAGCGUUAAGUUUUGCUCUAAAUGCAAAUUGCAGGAGGGACUACAUUUCUGCCCUGGGUCCUGGCAGUUUGCAGCUCUGCUGGUUAGUGCUGCAAAGUUCACAAUUUCUGCAAAGCCUAGUGUUUGUCACUGGUGCCAUUAGCUGAAAGUUUCUAUCAAUAUGAGGACCUCUUUCUUUGCCUUCCACUAUAAAUAGCCACCAUUGAAAACAGCAACAAGUAGAUACUCAGAAUUAACAAGAGGUAAGGAGGCAAAUGAACACCUCAGUCUUAGUCAUUGAUUAGGCCUUGGCAUCUACAUAUGGUGCUAUUGAAUAGGCCUUUGUCCUCAAAAGGCAAUCAGUAUGACUUAUACUUGGCUUAUAGUUGCAAAACUUUUUUUUUUAAUAACCAUUAUUUAAGCAUAGAUUAGGUUAAUUUGAUUAGGCUGGUGAUGGAGAUGUAGUUGGCACAUAACUUCCAUCUUGGAUCAGUGAAUGUUCUUUGUCAGAGGACAUCCAACCACCCAGGCCUUGACUGGUGAGGGUGGCAGUUUCAGGAACCCUCUUUGAACUUAUUUUUUAAGAAAUACUUUAGCAUCUAGCUCAGCUCAUUACAGUUGUUAAACAGCAGGUAGAACAAUCAUUAUUACAUGGUCUUCAAGAUCCUCAGCAAUUUUCAAGUGGUCUGAGGGGUAGGAGUUUGGGAAUCACUGAUCUAGAGGCUUGCUGUGGUUCAUUCCUGUCACUGGACAAUAACUUAUUGUGAUGAAUUAAAUGCUUAGAAAGAGGCUUGGAAACAGCUCUUUCUCACUCUAGCAUUGUAAAUACUUAGGAUAGAGUUAUGCAGAUAAAAUUCUGGCUCUUCAAUGACCAAACUGUAAGUGAAUUACUAUCAGCAUUAACAAAAGUAUUUUUCUCUCUAGAAAUCCAUGAAAGGAUUCUUUUUUGCUAAGCUGUAUUAUGAAACAAAGGAAUAUGAAUUGGCCAAAAGGUAAUACAAAAUAUUAUUCUUUAAUUAUUCCAAUGAUUUAUUUUACUCUGAUUCAGAAUAACUUGUGUUUGGUUAAUUGUUUGAGAGAACUCUGCAUGAUGAGUGUUGAUAGGCUUAUACCAACCAUCCCCAACUUGCUGUUCUCCAGAUGUUUUGGCUGCAGCUGAUAAGGCUGAAAAUCAAAACAUCCAGAAGGCACCAGGUUGGAGAACGCUGGCUUUUACUAAUCAUAUAUAAUUAUUUUCAGGUUUUAUAUUGUUCCAUGUAGAACUAACACUGGCAGUUGCUUCAUAACCAAGUACUGUGGUUUUUCCAUUGUUAAAUUAAAUAUGCCAAUCUUGGGGCUCCUAAUUCACAUUUAUAGCAUGACUAUCCAAUGCAUUGACAUCACCUACGUCUAUUCUGGAGUGAUAUCAUUAGUCAUUGAUGGCUGCUAUGUUAACUUGCUGUGCUGUUUUUUAAAGGUACAUAUCUACAUAUCUCAGUGUCCAAGAAAGAGAUCCCAAGGCACACAAAUUCUUGGGACAACUCUAUGAAGCUGAAGAAAACAUAGAGAAAGCUGUAGGUUGUUACAAGGUAAAAAAAAAGCUUCUACAUUUUGCCUACAUUAUUGUUUCUAGAGGCUGUUGUAUAUGAAAUAUUUACUCAGAUAUAUUUUAUUUUGCUAGAGCAUAUUUUGGAAUGCUAUGAAAUAUUUUUAAAGUGUUGCUGCCUUGGCUAUAAUUAAACAAUAGAAUUACCAAAUGUCAGUCCCACAAAAACUUCUGUUGCCUCCCAAAAAGUAUUUGUUUUGAGCAUGGGUAAAGCAUGGUUGUAGAGCAGCCACCAAGACUGCCCCUUACAAGAUGUAAUUCUAUAGUAUUCCAUGUGGGGGGGGGGGAAGGGUUCCUAGGGUAACAAUAUUCCCACCUCAGAUUGCCACACAGAGAGUUGGCAAAAUAAUUUGAGUGAUUCUGAAACACUUAACAGGUCAUUUAGGUUGCUACAUUAUGUUCAGUGGUACCGAAAGAUAGUCCAGUUGGGUCUGUCAGGUCAAUAUAGUGAGGGGAACAUCCUGUUGAUUCCUGAAGCAUGAAAUGUUGACCAGAUGACUGUUGGUUAUAAUGCUGAGCUCUUUGUUCUUGAUUGAUAAUUCUGGUAUCUUUUAAAUAGACCUUAGAGUUUCAUAAACUUUCUCUUUUCUGGAAAGCACAGAACCAAAAAGAAAUAUUUUACACACACACACACACACACACACACUUGGCAUAUCAUCUGAGCUGGGCUGUCAAGCAGCAGGAAGUUAUAGCAAUCAACUUCUCAUGUAAGUUUCAGGGAAUAUUAGCUCUUCCAUAAUCUGAGCUAGGAUCUCAACCUGAUUUUUUCCUAUCCCACCUUGGCACAUAGGCUACUACGCCUUACUAUGUGUUAUAAGCUUAAUAAAAAUUCUACUUUAAUAAUGAAGUUUGGAGUAGGUGACAGGAAUCCUGCUCAGCUGGCCUUUUGUGAUGGGUUCCCCUAUAGCUUUCAGAACUAAUGAAAGGAAUUCAGUGCUGUCUUCUAAGUGAUAGAAUCACAGUUUGGAAUUUAGCCACAUCUUGACUUGUCAGCUUGGGAAAUGCUCAGACUGUGUUGUGGUACAGGGCAACUUGGCAAGGAAAAACAACACUUCUGUGAAUCAUGUUUCUGUUCUGUACAAAUACUGAAUGCUCUUGUGAUAUUUCAUAAGCAUAGCAUCAUUCUCUAAUGCUAAAGCAUGCCACACCUGUCUAGAAGGCUUUCCCUUUCUUGGUCCGUUGUGAAUGCUGUGUUUAUGAAGUGGGGAAGGCUGCACUAAUCUACAGAAGUGUGGUAACAAAGUAGUCACCUGCAUCUCUUCCAUCAUUCUUCUGCACCUGAGUAGCAUUGCAAAUAAGGCAAUGAAGUGAUCUUCUUAAACAGCUGUAUAAGCCUCUUUAACUUGGUUUAUGUGUUCUGGUAGUCUAUAUUGCAACAUUUUGUGUCACAGAAAAACAGAAUUAAACUAUAUAUACGGUACUUCUUCCUUUCAAUUGUGGCUUUAGCGUUCAGUGGAGUUGAAUCCAACACAGAAAGACCUUGUAUUGAAGAUUGCAGAGCUGCUGUGCAGUAAUGAUAUUACCGAUGGAAGAGCAAAAUACUGGGUUGACAGAGCAGCCAAGCUUUUUCCUGGAAGCCCUUCAGUUUUUCGACUAAAGGUAACCUUCACCUCUCCCUCCCCACCUUGAGUUGUCACAGCUUACAGAAUAAACCUGGGCACAAUUUGGACACAAUCUUUACAUGAAAUUGCCAGUAUGAAAAGUUUGGCAAUAACUUAGUAGUUGUAACUUUGUUAAUACCUGCUGCUUUCUGAGGCUUCUCAAAAAAAGUAGAAACCUGAUAACAUGUAACACUUCCUUUCAUAGUUAAGAAACUCCUGAUUAUUAUUUUUAAAGCCCCCCUCAAAGAAACUGCAAUGCAUUUCCAGAUAUGUAGUGGAUUCAGAUGUUUAUUGCUAUAUUGUCUCAAAACUAGCUUGCUUAUGCAGUGCAGUUUUAUAUAAAGAAGCAAUAAGAAUGAUGUUAUUCCUUGAGAAUGAUUGAAAGCCUUCUGUUUAAAUAAAUAAAUAUAAAAUGUCAACCCUUUUAUCUUUACUGUAGGAGAGUCUGGUGGAUUGCAAGAGUGAGACUGGGUGGAACCAGCUUCUUGAUUUGAUCCAGUCAGAAUUGUGUGCCAGACCUGAUGAUGUUUAUGUUAACAUUCGAUUAGUGAAGCUGUACUUAUCAAACAAAAACCUUGCAGCUGCUGUGGCACACUGUCAGGAAGCAGAGAAAAAAAUACCAUUGCAGUCAAGCUUGGAAUGGUGUUCGUGUGUUGUACAUACACUUAAGGUUUGUUUAAUUAUAUUUGUCUUGUAAAAAUACUUAUUUUUGUAAUUUCCUAUAGAAACUACUAUAGUAACUUCAAGUGAAGACUAAACUUGCUUUGUUAAUUGGAACCAGUUGCAUGACAGAACUUACUUUUGAUCAGAGUUUGAGCAAGCAAAUAACAUUAUAACAAGCAGGUCUACAAAGGCCUACAAUAUGCUUUUACUGGGUUUUAUCUACAAAUGCCCCUCGUGUGUAAGGUGUCUUCAGCCCCUAGAAAAGCCAUUUCACAUUUGACUAAGCAUUUAUAAGAAACAUUGAGACAAAGUCAAAAGCUGUUCUUUCAAGUGCACAACCUUGUGAGAAGCCUGAGAACUACACUAGAAUCUACCUAUGGUAGGACUGCAUGAACUCAUGCAAGUACCUGUGGAACAGCCCUAAAAAAGCUUCCUUCUGCUCCUGAUUUUGCCUUGCUAAAAUAUAGUGGGUCACCCCAGUGAUCUAGAACAUGGACAACACAUGGAGGUGUUGAGGGCCUUCUGCAGUGCAUGAAGCAGACUGGCAUAUUUUUGUCCUGCCACUCAACCUCACUCUUCAGAGGGCAUGUGCAAAAUCCUGAAAAGUUUUUCCUUCUCAGUGUUUUGCACAGACCCUCAGCUCUUUCAUUGCUACUUUUGGAGUCCACUGAAGUAAUGAUGCUCAGUUGGUGUCUUAAAAGAUAGCUUAAAAUAUCACUGAUAAAGCUGCUAAAAAUAAAAUCCUCACAGUCUACACGGAAUAAGAUUUUUGCUUUAUAUAAUUUUGGGCUGCUGAAUUUCAGUAGAGAAUGAGUUAACAAAGUAGGGUCUGAUCUUGCUUAAUAAAACACAUUAGAGAUCUGGUGGCUGACUAAACAAAAUAUUUUUUUUAAUUUUAAUUUUUUCCCUAGGAAUAUCUUGACUCUCCACAGGAGUUGGAAUCCAAUAAAGCUUACGAGCAAAGGACUAGAUCCCGUCGGGAUCUUUUGUUGGCUUAUUCAAAUCUGGUCGUAAUGACACUUUCAAACAGAGGUGUAGAAGAAAGCAGAGAAUCCCUCCAAAGGUAUCUUGAUUUGUUCAAUUCAGAAUGCUUCUAAAUGAUAGCCUCUUGAUGAAAUGCCCCCAUUUUUGUAUUGUGAAAUGUCCUUGCUUUUGUAUUGUGUCCGCACGAAAGCCCCUUAUUUCAGUUGAAUGUUUUAUUAGUUGCUUUCAUGUGCUGCUUUUUGCACAUUUGCAGUGUAUAUAUGUGUCAUGUAUGGCAGAGGAAUAAUAAGCAGGAGCCACUAGUAAAGAAACCAGUCAAAAGUAUUUACUGGUGUUUCUGUUUCUGUAACAGUACUUUGUUGAGCCAUGAAACUACUGUUAUUAAUGAACACUUGUCUUGUAGCUUUGAUCAUGCACUCCAUUCAGUGAAACCUCAUGCAGCUGGAGGUGAUGAACUUUCUGUAACUUUCCUGGAAAUGAAAGGCCACUUCUACAUGCAUGCUGGAACUCUGCUGUUGAAAAUGGCCCAGGAAAGUGAAAUGCAGUGGAGAGCUGUUUCGGAAUUGGCAGCUUUAUGUUACCUUCUAGCUUUUCAGGUAAGUUCUUCUCAAGUAACAUGUUGCCCUCAAUCAUUUAUAGUAUUUGUGCUGUAGAUUUCAGUGUUAGAGGGGCCAAGGUGUAUUUGUAUAUGCAUGAUACUGCAGGGGGGUGAAAUUUGUUCUGUUCGUGCUUUUUAAUUAUUAUUUUUUAAAGUACAAAAUCAAAAUGGAAUGCUUUUCAGUAGAAUUGCAUAUCUAGAGGUAAAAGGAAAUAAGUAUGUGUGAAAUCAGGAGGAAUCUGCUGUCUACAGAUAAUUUAGCCCAGCAAAUUAAUUUUGCUGUGCACCUUUGGCUUUCGUGAGAAGCCAACACAUUGUAUCCCAGUAUACCAUACUAUUGCCUAAUUCUUGUUUGGAGAAUAGUGUGGUUCAAUGUGGCUGCUGCCUGGAUGUACACACAUCCUCUUCUGGCCCCUUUACUAAACUAGCUGCAUUGUGUGCCAUUAUGGCAAUGCCCUAAUGGAAGUUUUAAAUGUUUGAUAUUUUAUUCUGUUUAAUAUUCUGUUGGGAGCCACCCAGAGUGGCUGGGGAAACCCAGCCAGAUGGGCGCUGUAUAAAUAAUAAAUAAUUAUUUAUUAUUAUUUUUUAUUUAUACAUACAAAUAUAUAUCUGUGAUAAUUAGGAUGCUUUUCAUUGCUUUGACAGAUUCUAUCAUCCUCUUAUGCUAGUUUUCUCUCGAGCCAAAGGGUAGAGUCCCUAGCCCUGCCUUCCCAAAUCUGGUGCCCAUCAGAUUUUUUAUUUUAUUACAAUUUGCAUCAUCUGUGAUCACUGGCCAUGUCUAGGACUGAUAGGAAUUGUAGUCCAAAACAUUUGGAGGCCAACAGAUUGGGUGAGGCUACUCUGGACUCUCUAAAAUUUAGCUCUAUCAAAUAAUUACUAUUGGAUUGUUCUUAAAUGACCUUCCACCACCAUAUUUUGAUGAGUAAAAGCAAGACUUGCAGUUCAAAAUACUGUUCCUUUCCCUUCAUUUCUUGAGAAAGAAGCAAUAAGUCUGUAUUCAUUCAACUUGUCCUUGGCAUAGAGCAAUAUAGAGUCAAAAAAUGUUCAGCUUGGCACUUUGGACAGAAAUGUAAUGUAAAAUUUAUGAUUGUAUUAGACAUGAUUUCUACACUUCACAGAAAUGGAUUUUAUUCUUAAGCUUAGUAUUGUUAUAAUAUAUUUCACUGCAGAGCGAAUUCUUUACACUUGUCUAAUCUCUACCAGGUUCCUAGACCAAAGUCAAAACUAAUAAAAGGCGAUCAAGCUGAACAAGAGAAGUUGGAAAUGUUAGCCUGUGAUCGACAGAGCCAGUCUGGUAAUAAUAUUAAAAAUCAGAUUUCAUUUUAAAAUCAAAGCUGUGGACAUCUAGUAGCAAUUCUAAAGCAGCGUGUAAAGACUUCACUCAGUUGAAAUUAAAAGUAACAAACCUUUAACAGGCAAUGCUAAGAAUUCAAAGCAUAAUGUGGGUUUGUAAAGAAUGGCAGCGCUAGAGGCCUCAGCAUAACUUUUCAUUUUGUCCUCUUGACUAAGAUUCAUUUUCUGCCUUCUGAGUCUUCAAACCUACAGUUAUUUCCCCUUUGAGCAGAAUGUUUUAAAUUUAAGAACUUAACUCUUUGGGUGGUAUUCAACAAAGUACUUUCACUAGCACAAGGAUUUCUGCUUGUACUGUACAACGCAACUUCCCCUCUUUCUCCCCCCAUAUGCCUCACACCCUCCCCAGAUCUGCCCUAGAAUGUUGAAGGAAUCCCAGAACAGAUUUAGCAGGGCAUGGAAGGGAAGUUCUGUUGUGUGGCCAAAGUUCUUGUACCAGUGGAACUACUUCAUUCAAUACUGCCCUCUGAACUCAAGUUAUGGACUUGACAAAUUUAUUCAAGGGGUUGUAUCUUCCAAAGUAUUUUCAUUUGCACAAGGACUUUCAUUUGCUCAGUGGAGUGUUGCCGCCUCCUCCUCCUCUCCCUAGAUGCUCCCCAAAUUUGUUCUGGGGGUUCCUACAACACUCUAGAGCAGAUUUUAUGUGGGGGGGGGUGUCCCGGGGGGUGACUUUCAUUGUGCAGGCUGAAGUCCUUGCAUAAAUUGAACAACUUCAUUGGAUACAUGAUAUUUGGUGUAUAUUUGCCAAAUAGAAACUUGACUUUUGGUUAAUCGUGUGUCUUUUACCUUUUCAGGACAUAUGCUGCUAAACCUAAGCCGUAGGAAGCAGGAUUUUUUCAAGGAGAUUGUUGAAUCAUUUGCAAACAAGAGUGGACAGUCUGCCUUAAUUGAUGCACUAUUUGGGAGUGGUUCUUCUACAGAGAAUUCCUUUCUUGGCACAGAUGAUAUCAGAAAUGUUGGUGUGCAAGUACCAGAAUAUGGAGAACUAGCUAGAUACGAUAUUGGUAAGAAGAUUGGUUUAUUACUUUGUUUUAUGUUAUAAAUUCAUUGCAUAUUAUGAAAUAGAUACACAUACAGCAUGAUACUUCAAGAUUAAAAACACUGGAAGAAGCAGGUGAAUUUAAAUACUAGCUCAUGAAAAGAUAUUAAAGUGGACUGGGGAACAUUUUUUGCACCAGUGACCAUAUCUUAAUCUGCCCCCCAACAGACCAAAUUUGACAGGAGGAGAAGUAUUCUACCUGCCAGUAAUGGGGUGGGUGGGUCACAUGAUUGGCAGAUAAGUUGCCCUGGCCAUAUGUCUAAAUUCCUUGCAGUCUCUGCUGUCCUGUUUGAGCAUGGGAGAGCAGGAAAUUCAUUUGGAAGCAAGUGCCUAUUUCUUUGUUGUGUGAUCAAGAGGUCUGUCCAAGCCAGUGUCUAUAAAGCAGGCAUUAGCUCUAACAGGGAUUGCUGCAUUGUGCAGCAACAAAGAAAAAAGCAGGGUAUUCUAGCUUUUGCUGCUCCACACAAAAGCAAGGAGACUUGUUUGUUUGUUUGUUUGUUUGUUUGUUUGUUUGUUUGUUUUGGAAAGCCCAGGUCAUGAUGAUGCUUUUUGGAGGUUGAAGAGAUCAGUGCAGUUUGGGUUUUCCAAGAGGGUCUCACCCAUCAGUUUAUAUCACCAGUUAUGUCAGCUGAUUGAUGGAUGAGCACGGUUUGGAAAGAUGACCUCGCAAAUGGAACCCCCUGAUGGGUCCAGAUUGACUCAUGGACUGGAGUUCCCCCACCCCUCAUUUAAACGAACUCACUUUUUCAAGUGUACCAUUUUACAUAUAAGGGUAUGCUUUGAUUAUCAAAGCAGUUUGCAUAACUUAAGAUGCUAAAUACUCUGACUAGUUGUAUUUAGAAGCGGUAAUGAACAAUGGCUUAUGUACCACAGUAGAUGGUGUUUAUGUUUCUGUCAUUCUAAACAGAGAAUACUUGUAGACAGGUCUGUAGAAAUCUAAAUAGCCAGUGGAGCCUCAGUAACUGGCGAAACUGCAUCGGAAACUGCUACUGAGCUAUGUUUUGAACACCUGCUUUGUACAGGAUGUGAGCCUUCGUACAGGAUUGAUUCACAUUUUUAACUGUUUUGGAAUUAACAUGAGAUGAUAUUAGCAUGAGAUGAUAGCUUGCUUACUGUCUUCUGCUGUCAUACCACAUAGUUGCAUCUUUAGAAAUGAACCAGCACUUUCUUGUUGUUAGGUGCCAUUAGAGCCCACAGUGGUAGUCUCCAACACCUCAUAUGGCUUGGUCUGCAGUGGAAAUCCAUAUCACCCCAGCAAACCUUUCGCAAAUGGUUGAAGCAACUUUUCCACUUGCCUCAGGAAACAUCCAGACUUGAGACCAAUGCUCCUGAAUCGAUUUGCAUGUUGGACCUUGAAGUAAGGAAAUGCUUCCAGCAUUAAUUUCUACCACAAUUUGAGUUAAUAAAACAAUUUAUUGUAUAACUUAAAAUAUGUGUGUUUGCAAAACAGGUAUUUCUGCUUGGGGUGAUAUUUACCUGUCAUUUGCAAUUGGAAGAGAAAUUUAAUACCAAAUACGCUGUGCACCAGCCUCAAUUCCUACCACUACCAGUAUGCAAGCAACUUUGUACCGAGAGGCAGAGGGCCUGGUGGGAUGCUGUUUAUGCUCUUGUUCACAAACAAGCUGUGUAAGUAUGACUUUUUUUGGUUAUGGUAGUCAUCCUUACAAUAGACAUGUGGCUGUCGACUACAUAUAGCAGCUUUUAAUGCCCCUUUCUCAUGCUGAAGGAUUAUAUAUAUGACAGUUUGUGUGAAAUGACUGGCUUUUAUAUAUCUACAAGAAAACUUUUUUGAUUCUUUGUCUUUUGGGUUAAGAAUGUACUUUAUAACUUUUAGUCUAUAGAUAAUCAAGCAGAAACUGGUAAUUAAGAACUACAUUAUGCAGCUGACACAUUUCUGUUGCACACGUUACUUUUCAGGUCCGGGACAGCAGCAAAAGUGAGGCUUCUAGUCCAACAUGAAAUAAGCAUCCUCAGAGCCUUAGGUAAACAUGGUCUUCAGCCAGCUCUGAUCGUGCACUGGGCAAAAAGUCUCCUUAAAACAGUAAGUAAGAAGAUGCCAUUUUCAAUAAAUUUAAAGCUAUAAAGUUAAUUUCUUAACCUUGUAUGAUCCAUGCAGCCUAUUGCAGGUAUUUAGAUUAUAUGUGGGGAGAGAAGUCUGGAAUGUAGUUGCCACCACCUUUUAAAACACCAGUGGAAAACCUCUGGCCCUGCCUAAAUGACUUAAGCUCCAGAUAUCUGAAAGACCAUCUCCAUCUCUACUAACUUUCUCUGGUCUCCAGAGGAGAAUCUCUUGGUAACUGGUAAUUGCUUCCAAUUGCUGCCCAAGAGAGGGCUUUCUCUGUGGCAGUCCCUAAAUUAUGGGACUUCCUCCCCAUCAUUGUGUUUAGCAUCUGCAUUGUAUAGUUCUUGCUGUAUGCUGAAGUUACAGCUCUUUACCCUGGCCUUUGACAGUUAAGGUAUUUUGUUUUGUAAAUUAUUCAAUAAUUGUGACUGUUUUACCAGCUUUUAUAAUUGUAUAUUCUGUUGUCAUAAUCCACCCUAUAACCUUCCAGUGAUGGGUGGGUAUGAAAUCUAAUAAAUCAUAAAUAAAUACAACACUUGCAUGUACAACUGGAAUUCUGAACGUUAAUAGAGAAAUGUGAAAUAGUGUCAUCAGGGCUAUCAUUGAUAUAUACAAAUGAUUUACUGAGUUUAACAUUAAAAAUAACUCAAAUUAUGUUACUUCACAGGGUUGCAGUCUUAAUUCUUUCUAUGACCAAAGAGAUUACAUUGGACGAAGUGUUUAUUACUGGAAGAAAGUUUUGCCAAUGCUUGAGACAAUCAAGAAGAAGAGAAGUAUUCCUGAACCAAUUAACCCAUUGUUCAAUCACUUUCAUAGUGAAGAUAUUCAGGUAAUAAGGCAGCUCAAAUCUUCCUAUGGUAGUCCUUAUAUUUCUAAAUGCUUUUGGGGUCUUAUCUGCAGUUUCUCACUUUGAUGUAUAAUUCUUGUUGCCACUUCUCUAUCUCAACCCCACCUCCAUAAGCGGUUACUGUUUACAUUCCAGCUCUGGCAACGACAAAAAAGCUACUUGCCUACUCUUGAACCAUCAGCAGAUUUGUCUGCUUCCACCAUUAGCGUACUUUGAGACCCACACAUUUGGAAUUGGUCCAGUCUUUCUUCAUAAGCCACAAAUGUUAAUUAUGUGCUGGUAGCAUAAUUUGUCUGCUAGCUAGGUGUUGCUCAAAAUUUUAUUUUAUUUUAUUUGGAAAGUGGAACUUAACUGAUCUCACUAUUUGACUUGGAUGUCAUGCAGUCAUCAAACACAGCUCAUGAUGGGUCUUAACAUAAUGAUAUAUGAGAGGUUACUGAGGUAUGGAUCAUAGCAGCUAAUUCUCCAGAAGAGUGUGGAAACACCUAGGUCACAGUUGCUAUCUGAACCUACAAGAAGAACAUAAUAGUCCUGCUGAAUCAGACCAAAGACCCAUCUUAUCCAACAUCCUGUUUUCACAGUGGCCAACUAGAGUGCCUAUGGGAAGCAUGCAAGCAGUGCCUGUGUGUAACAUCACUCACUCCAUUUAUGAUACCCAGCCGCUGAUAUUCAGGGACAUACCGUCUCCAGCAGUGGUGGUAGAACAUCUCCAUUGUGGUAGAUGGUGUCCAGGAACUGAGCCCUUGGCUGGAAACAUGAUUAUUCAGAGAAAUUUUGACUCCAUUCAGAAUGAGCAGAAUCUUCGUUCCCAGGUCCAGAGUUGCCUCUCUUGUUGUCUGAAUUCAACUUAAAUUUCUUAGUGCUUCCAGGCACUGAUGUACAGAUUUUCUACCAAUCCUGGGUUAAUUUUUCUAAGUUGAGUUACUGGCAUAUUGAUAGCACUGCUUUGAACUGUGGCUUUGUAUAGGCAUGUGUGACAAGAAAAAACUUGUUGAGGACAUUAACUCUUUAAGGAAAUAAACAGUUAAUUCUACUACAUGCUUUUCCAGUGUUUUCAUUAGGGCUAUAUCAAAUAGCAUCAAGAUUUUUGCUGCUAAUCAUGAGAAGGUGGAAGACCUAUGCAAGUUGCUGAAGCAUCUCCUUUCCCCAUGAAAAACUUAACCCAGCACACACUAAGCCAACUGGGGGCAGGGGGCAAAUGUUUGUAAUGCUUAUUUUAAAAAUUUUACAGAGUGGGAAACUGCAGGCCUUUUGGGUGGGACUAUAAGGGACUCUCAACACUUCCUUUGCAUAUGUGAAAAUAACUUCCCCUUACAGUGGUGCCUCGCAAGACGAAAAAAAUUCGUUCCACGAGUCUUUUCGCCUUGCGAUGUUUUUCGUCUUGCGAAGCACGGUCCGUCGCAACUGCGCCUCUUCAAGCGGCUUUUUAAAAAAAGCGCAAGACGUUUUCGUCUUGCGAAGCAAGCCCAUAGGGAAAUUCGUCUAGCGAAGCAACGCAAAAACGGAAAACCCUUUCGUCUAGCGAGUUUUUCGUCUUGCGAGGCAUUCGUCUUGCGGGGCACCACUGUACAUGCAUGGUUGAAAAUGCUGAUUGAAAAAUAGACCAUGACUAUGAAUUGCCUUAUCUAGCUAGACACAUAAACUUAAUCUGUUAAGAAGUAUUUGAACAUAUCAUACGUGUAUCUACAUGCAUGCUAUUAUUAUAAAUAUAAAAGCAUGUGUGUAUUGUAGAAACACGCUUGCAGAAACAGUUUGUCAAAUAUUACAUAUGUGUUCCAUACACACGUUUCAGUAUGUUUUCUGCAAAUGUAUUUCUGUCACUGGAAUCGUAUAACUUGAAAAUCUGGUUAUCAUCUUGGACAAAGUAAGUAGUAGUUCCUCCCUUGAAAAGAGCAAAACUUACACACAAUUGUAAAUCAUUAAACUGUGUAAAAUAUUUUGUACCAAAACAUUUCCUUAUAUAAAACUAAUUAAUAAACCUUCUUUUUAAGGUUUCCCAGGUUGGUGUAUAUCAAGAAGAGGCACAUAUAGCAUUUGCUAUUUUGGAUUCUGUGGAUGGAAAAACAGACGAUGCUAUGCAAGCAUUUGAAGCUAUUAAAAAUGUUGUCUCAUAUUGGAAUCUUGCUCUGGUAAGUGUUACAUUCCUUCAGGGGAUUCCCCUGCCCUAACUGCAUGCACACUUAAUAAGCUGAAUUCUCAACUGACUCUUUCUUUUCUUGGAUAGAUUUUCCAGAGGAAAGCUGAAGAGAUAGAGAAUGAUGGUCUGUCAUUAGAAGAACAAGAAGAAUACAGAAAUCUUCUGAAAAAGAGUAGAGACUACCUCAUAAAAAUUAUAGAUGAAAGCAGCAGCGAUGCUUCAGUCACUGAAAAGGUUUAAAAUGUUUUUUUUAAAAAACUGCUAGGAAAAUUCAUCUAUAUAGAAAAAAAGCAUUUGUCAGAUUAUAUGUCUAGAUAUAUAAUACUUGGUUUAAUAGUAAAUCUACUAGAAAUGUAGUAGAAUUUAGUGGCGCUAAAGCAAACAUGCUCUAAAGUAUGGGUAGCUAAGAAUUAAAACUUGUUCAGAUGCAAAAAUUCUAUGCAAACUUUUUGGUGCUAGUGACCAUUUUCUGGUUAAUUAGUGAAAUACAGAGUGUUGUAUCCAGUGUUGCUUGAGCAGAGUUUUACUUGCACACCAGAACUUUGUCCUGUCACAAAAAUUUGCUCUGGAGGGAGAGGUAGAACUCUGCCGAAAGAGCAGAAUAGCAGCGCUAGAUGCAACCCAGACUUCUGAAGCCAAUAAUUUGUAAACCUCGGAAGAAUAUGCAGUUCAUUAAUGUAACCAUGUAUAUAUUUAAACUCGCCCUAAAUUCGCAUACUCUUUAAUUUUCGUCCUAGUUACCUGUAUCCAUAGAGACAGUUAAGGAGAUGCUGGAAAGUAUAAUGCAAGAACUUGGAAUCAACGGUGAAGAAAGGAGUCUUAUCCUAAACAAUGAUUUGAGCCAACCAGUGGAGACGGAAAUUAAACAUUCUACCCCAUCACCCACAAAAUUCUCUCUGUCUCCAAGUAAAAGCUACAAGGUAUAGCAAACAAAUGUUUUUGUUUUUAAAAUCUCUAUUGUGUUUCAGUUGGUCUAAUCACCUAACUAUUGUUAUUUCAGUUCUCGCCCAAAACUCCUCCUCGCUGGGCAGAGGAUCAAAAAUCACUACUUAAGAUGAUCUGUCAGCAAGUAGAAUCCAUAAAGGUAAAUAAGAGCACUAUUGUGUAUAUUCUGUACUCCACUCUGGGGAUAGAUGUGAUUUAUUCAGCUUAGAUAAUCGAAGUCAGGAUGGAUAAGUCAAGUGUUCAAGAAGAUCCUAUCCAAAUAAUUAUACUUCCAGAGUAAUCAUGCUUAUGAGCAGUAUGAUUAAUUUAAGACAAAGUGCUGAUUUUAACGUUGGCAAUCUAGACUGUCUUUUACUUUUGAGUUAUUCAGCAGGGUGCAAACAAAUGCAUUCAUAGAAGUAGUCAUUCUUGCAUAGGCAGGUUUAAUUUCUAUUGCUGAAAAUACAAUUAAUAUAAAAAUGACUGAUGUAUGAUUAUUUUCAGAAAGGUGGUAUAUGCAAGUUCAAAAAUAAAAAAUAAAACUUAACGGCAAUUUACAGAUAUAUGAAAUGAUAUCAGGAUUUCCCUUCUCCUACUCUGUGACCCACCCCCUAAAAAUCUUCUUUGGUGGGUUGGGGGGACCCUCUGAAGUAGCCUGAGAGGAGUUCAGGGGCUGCAAGGGGAAGGGAAGAAGGGGAAAUUCCAUUGUGUCUGCUGGCACGACUUUUUCUCGUGUGCAUGUAUCAGAACAGAAUUAACCCUAACACUAAAGCAAAGUAAAUUGUAGUAGAAACAACGUAAUAAGCUUAUAGCAGCAGCAGACUAGAAAGGUCUUGCUAGUUUGAUUCAAGUUAGCUGAAGUACAGUUGUGGAAUCUUGUUGCAAAGCAGCCUAUUGUGACAUCAGUAAGUUUCCUCUACUAGAGAGGGGGAAAGGCUCCUGGCCAUUUUUGAUUGAAAGAGAAAAGACUGAUAAUUUGUACAAAUUUUCAUUAACAUUAAAAUACUAAACUCAUUUAGGAAUAAAAACAUGGUUAUGUGUGUGCUGUAAGAAAUAAGUAAUAGCAAAGACUAUACUUCAUGGCUUUUUAUACUCCAAAAGGUUUUAAGACUAAAAGAGCAAUAAAAUCAAAAUUUGGGCUGUUCAGAAUAUAUUUGAUUUCUGUAACUGCUUUACUUUGCACACAACUGUGCCUUGCUUAGUUAACCUUUCAACAGUAGUCAGUUCAUGGUUCAUUUUCAGUCAUUGCCAUCAUCACUGCUACUAACUCAGAACUCAUUCCCCAAAUGCUAAUAACACCAUCCUCACACAAGAGGGAGGUACUGGCGUACUUGCAGAAGUGCAAAAAAUCUUUAGGGGGGAAAUCCUAAAGGGAUUAUUGAGCAUGCUUAGUAGCCAGAGAAUAUUGAAUCAUUGCAGGGACGGGAAAUAGAGGAGGGGGCUGAGACUGACCUCACUGGCAGUGAAGGUGUGUGUUGCUGUGGUGGCCCUAGAGGUAUCAAAACACUGUUGAUCAGUGGAUAAGACAGGCUAACAGAAAAGCAAAGGACAAAGAGCUGGUAAGGAGGAAAGUGAAAAGGUUGGCUGUGUUUUUUCUUCCCUUAAUAGUGUCAUAGCUUGGAAGUCGAAUGGCUUAAUUCCUGAACGUUUUGGCUCCCUAACAUCGCAAACCUGGAAGUGACUGUUCCGGUUUGCAAACUAUUUUUAGACGCCGAAUGUCUGACGGGGCUUCUGCAGCUUAGCAAUUGGCUGCAGGAGCUUCCUGAAACCAAUCAGAAGCCGUGCUUUGGUUUCCAAACGUUUUGGAAGUCGAAUGGACUUCCGGAAUGGAUUCCAUUUGACUUCCAAGGUACAACUGUACUUUGAUCCUUCAUCUUGAAGAAACAAGCAAAGCAUACAGAAAGAUAUAAAGAGGUUGGAGGGAACUAUCUUUUAUUGCCUGGAUUGGUCACUUUCUGGCUCACACUGAGUAACUGUUCUUAAAUGCCUUCAUGAUGGAAGUCCAUAAAAAUAAUAAUUGAGAAAUCGAAGGUUUCAAUGUAGCCAGGACUUAAUACAAGCAUAUUCAUCCCAAACUGUUUUACAUUCUUUUCCUCUUCAGUUCUGUAGAUGCAAAAGAAACAGCAUGGGGGUGGCACAAAAGUUUUUAAUGACCAUGCUUGUCUUUUUGAUAGAAUGAGAUGCAAGAGAUGAAACUUAACAAUUCUAAUACAACCAUGUCUCAGCGGUGGCCUGCCGAAAGCUAUGCAGCAGAUACCAUGCCAGAUGGCUAUCAAGGCACACAGAGCUUUCAUGGAGCACCGUUAACUGGUAACUACAUGCGCAGGUGGAGAAUCCUAGAAAAAUUUAAGUGCAGUUUCUGAUGCGACGUCUGAUUAUAAUUAAAAAGCAUUGAAUGGAUCACAAGCUGCCUUUAGGAGGAUGUUAUUAAAAAGAUAUAAAGUAUCUUUGUUUACUCGCUUCAUAAUCUUAAGGCUUUAUUUAAAACUUGCCAUGAGUGCUAAGGGGAGGGUGCGUUUUCACACUUUUUAAAUGAUUGCUUUUAUUUGAUUUUGAUAAUGACCGUACAUUUUUUAAAACUACACGAGAAUACUCCACAAAAAACACAUGAUAUCCUUAUACAAUGAAGUAAAUCACUAAAGCUGUAUCUUCACACUUGCAUAUAAAAUGAUGGAAUACUAGAAGUGGGGGGAAGCCUGAGUGUUUAGAUGGUUAUAUAUGGGAUUGUGUGUUGGAUAAACCACCUUGAGAGGUCUUGUUUUUAAAGGCAGCAUAUACAUAUUUAAGAUAAAGAUUUAGGGUUCUUGUCAAUUUCAAGACUCUCACUGUUUUUAUCUCUUGUGUGUCCAGUUGCUACAACAGGUCCAUCUGUCUACUAUAACCCAUCACCAGCUUACAAUUCCCAAUAUCUCCUACGGACAGCAGCCACGAACGUGACCCCCACAAAGGUAAUUAUUUGCUGUUUCUCUGAUACAACUCAUAACUCGUAGAGAGAUGGAAAACUGAGAACUGUGUUGCUUUCUGUUAAAUAUUCAAAAGGCAGGUUUCUUGUCACAUAGUGGGAACCAGCAGUUGUUUUUGAAUGCAGUUUAAGCAAUUAUUGGAAAUUUAAAUUUAUAACCUAUGUUCAAUUACUAAGGCUUUAAAACUAAGUUUGAUCAUUUUUGUAUUUAUAGGCUCCUGUCUAUGCCAUGAACAGGCUUACUCCUCAGCAGCACAUAUAUACAUAUCAACAGCCAAUGCACACUCCUCCACUGCAGAACACUUCUGCUUGCAUGUUUUCACAAGAAAUGUAUGGUACUCCCCUGCGUUUUGAUUCUCCGGCAACCGGAAUGUUGUCUCCCCGUGGCAAUGAGGACUACUACAACUACAGCGUUCCACCAACAACUACAAAUCCGCCACUUCCCGAGCCAGGCUAUUUUACAAAACCUUCUGCAGCACCCCCGGUCUCCCGGUCUGCCGAAUCAAAAGUGAUAGAAUUUGGGAAGCCUACCUUUGGGCAGUCUGUACCACCAGCAGAGGGAGCAAAACCUUCCUUGAUAACUUCUGCUCAGUUGACACAGCCAACCACUUUCAAAUUUAAUUCCAAUUUCAAAUCUAAUGAUGGAGAUUUUACUUUUUCAUCACCUCAGGUUGCAGCACAGCCACAUAGUACCCCCUAUAGUAACAGCGACAGUCUUUUGGGCCUUCUGACAUCCGACAAGCCUAUCAAAGAGAACCGAUACGCUGGACAAAAGCCGCUUACUGAAUAUCCCACUGGACAGCGAAACAUCUUCAGUUUUGGUGGCAAGAAUGCAUCAGGCAUUGCAUUUACUGAUAAAAUGGUACAAAAUCAACCCAGGCCCUCUGGUUUUAGUAAGGGUGAUGCGUUCGGCUUUCAGGAUCCUGGCAAGCCUGUAUUUGGUACUCCACCUUCAGAUGUAGCAAACAGAAGUCACGAAACAGAUGGAGGAAGUGUCCAUGGUGGUGGUGAAGAAGAAGAUGAUGGCCCUCAUUUCGAACCUGUUGUGCCACUACCUGACAAAAUUGAAGUAAAAACAGGUGAAGAAGAUGAAGAGGAGAUGUUUUGCAAUAGAGCAAAACUUUUCCGCUUUGAUGCUGAACACAAAGAAUGGAAAGAGAGAGGUGUUGGUAAUGUGAAAAUUCUGAGGCAUAAAAUAACUGGCAAAAUCAGACUACUUAUGAGACGGGAGCAAGUGCUGAAAAUUUGUGCAAAUCACUAUAUAAAUCCUGAUAUGACUCUGAACCCAAAUGCUGGAUCAGACAAAUCUUUUGUGUGGCAUGCCUUGGACUAUGCAGAUGAAUCGGCAAAACCUGAGCAACUUGCAAUCAGGUUUAAAACUCCAGAGGAAGCGAAGCUUUUCAAGCGGAAAUUUGAAGAGGCACAAAAUAUUUUGAGAGUAUCUGGAUCAAGUGAUAGUCAGCAGGCUUCUCAGGGUAUUGUGUCAUCAAGAGAAGCUACUGCUCAAGAUGCAAAAGAUUCUGGUAAAUCUGACUCAGGACUCAUGAGCUCUGGAUUUAACUUCAAGAGUGGGACAUCAUCUGUCAGUGGUAGCUAUCAGGUUCCUGUUCCCGAUGUGAGCAGUUCAGCUAAAAACACUAAUGCCAAAAGUACUUUUACGAUUGCAUCCAGUGCAGCUACACCUGCAUCCUUCUCUUUUGCUAAAGAAGGGUUGGGAGCAAAUGCUACGUACGGAUUUGGUGAACAGUUCAUGUUAAAGAAAGAUCAGUGGGAGUGCAACACAUGCCUUGUUCGAAAUAAAGUAACUGCACAGAGUUGUGUAGCAUGCCAGACUCCAAAUCCAGCUAAUCGGGAAGCGCAGGCUGUGCUUCCUCCGACAGAAUCGACUAUACCUUUCAAACCCAACACUGAAGGUGCACAUUCUACAUUUGGACCAAUUCCUCCAAAAAAGGAAAACCAGUGGGAAUGCAGGACCUGUCUUGUGAGAAACGAAGCCAGCGCAUCCCAUUGUAUUAGCUGCAAGAAUCCCAGCGGUACAAAUUUACCAGUGUUUGGUUCCCAAACCACAUUCAAAUUUGGUCAUGCAGAGUCUCCAAAAGUGCCCCAAAGUGGUUUUGGGGCUGCUUUUCAGAAAAAGGAGGGCCAGUGGGAUUGCAGCAUAUGCUUAGUAAGAAAUGAAGGCUCCUCACGAACUUGUGCUGCUUGUCAGGCUGCAAACCCAUCUAGCGAUUCCCAAACCACAUUCAAAUUUGGUCAUGCAGAGGCUCCAAAAGUGCCCCAAAGUGGCUUUGGGGCUGCUUUUCAGAAAAAGGAGGGCCAGUGGGAUUGCAGCAUAUGCUUAGUAAGAAAUGAAGGCUCCUCACGAACUUGUGCUGCUUGUCAGGCUGCAAACCCAUCUAGUGAUUCCCAAACCACAUUCAAAUUUGGUCAUGCAGAGGCUCCAAAAGUGCCCCAAAGUGGCUUUGGGGCUGCUUUUCAGAAAAAGGAGGGCCAGUGGGAUUGCAGCAUAUGCUUAGUAAGAAAUGAGGGCUCUUCACGAACUUGUGCUGCUUGUCAGGCUGCAAACCCAUCUAGCAAUGCUCCAGCUUUACCAGCUAGUGAUGCUCAACUGCCUGUGUUUGGCUUCAAAAGCAAGUUAUCCGAACCCACUGGAGGACCACAGGGGACGGGUUUUAAAUGUGACAUAACAGAGAAGGGUUUUAAAUUUGGCCUUUCUACAGAUCAAGGGAAGUCUUCUUCCUUCACAUUUCAGGUUCCUGCUAGCAGUGAAACUAAGCCUAUGAAAGGAGGGUUUAAUUUUUCAAUGCCGGUACCUCCAGGUGAAUUUAAAUUUGGUAUACAAGAGCCUAGCAAAGAUGUUGCAAACGACCAACAGAAUAAAGAAGGUGGUACUGAUGAAAAAGAGGAGGUGUCGGAGGAAGAAACUGCAAUGAAAUCUCAUGAUAGAUCUAGCAAGCAAAGCGGUGAUUUGGUAUUUGGUCAACACAGCAGCACAUUCACUUUUGCUGACCUUGCAAAAACAACUGCAGGUGAAGGAUUUCAGUUUGGUCGGAAAGAUCCAAAUUUCAAGGGCUUUACAGGUGCAGGUGAAAAGCUAUUUUCUUCUCAGGCUGCUAAAUCUUCAUUCAAAGGAAAUACUUCUGCUGAUCUUGAGAAGGAAGAUGAGUCCUAUAAAACAGAAGACAACGAUGAUAUUCAUUUUGACCCUGUUGUCCAGAUGCCCGAGAAAGUCGAACUGGUGACUGGCGAAGAAGAUGAUAUAGUGUUGUAUUCCCAAAGAGUAAAACUGUUCAGGUUUGAUGCAGAAACAAGCCAGUGGAAAGAACGUGGUGUGGGCAACUUGAAAAUCCUUAAGAAUGAAGUUAAUGGCAAGCCACGAAUCAUCAUGCGACGUGAGCAGGUAUUUAAGGUUUGUGCAAACCACUGGAUCACAACUACCAUGAACUUGAAGCCCCUCUCUGGCUCAGACAAAGCAUGGAUGUGGUUAGCCAACGACUUCUCUGAUGGUGAUGCAAAGCUGGAGCAAUUGGCAGUUAAAUUCAAAAGUCCAGAGCAAGCUGAGGAAUUUAAAUUGAAAUUCGAAGAAUGUCAAAGGCUAUUGCUGGAUAUACCACUCCAGACCCCACAUAAACUAAUAGAUUCUGGGAAAACAGCUGAGCUGAUACAAAAAGCAGAAGAAAUGAAAAGUGGUUUGAAAGAUCUCAAAACCUUCCUGACAGACGAUAAAACUAAACUUGCAGAUGAAGAGAGUAAAACCUCUGUAUCUGCUACAAAGGCCUCUGAUUUGGUUAUUAAGCCACACGCUGAAAGCACUGGACCUACAUUAGAGUGGGACAACUAUGACUUGCGUGGGGAAGCACUGGAUGAUAGUACAGACAGUUCUGUGUAUGCUUUGCCUCGGGCCAGUAGCCCUGUGAGGAAAAAUCUAUUUAGGUUUGGAGAGUCCACCACAGGGUUUAACUUCAGCUUCAAAUCUGCAUUAAGUCCCUCUAAGUCUCCUUCCAAACAGAACCAAAGUAGGGCUUCUGUAGGCACAGAUGAGGAAUCUGAUGUUACACAAGAAGAUGAAAGAGAUGGUCAGUAUUUUGAACCAGUAGUACCUUUACCUGACCUCGUAGAAAUAACAAGUGGUGAAGAAAAUGAGCAGGUUGUCUUCAGCCAUCGUGCUAAACUUUAUAGAUAUGAUAAAGAUGCUAAUCAGUGGAAGGAGAGGGGUAUCGGAGACAUAAAGAUCUUGCAAAACUAUGACACUAAACAAGUUCGUGUAGUCAUGCGAAGGGACCAGGUAUUAAAGCUUUGUGCCAAUCACAGAAUAACCUCCGAUAUGAACAUCCAGCCAAUGAAAGGCACAGAGCGAGCAUGGGUAUGGACCGCAUGUGACUUUGCCGAAGGGGAACGGAAAGUAGAGCACUUGGCUGUGCGAUUUAAGCUGCAAGAUGUUGCUGACUCCUUUAAGCAGAUAUUUGAGGAAGCAAAACAUGCUCAAGAAAAAGACACCUUAAUCACACCACUCUCUUCGCGGGCAAAUACUCCGAAGGAAUCGCCAUGUGGAAAGAUUGCUGUUGCAGUACUUGAAGAAACCACCAGGGAGAGAACUGAUUUAAAGCAGGAUGAAGAAACAGUUACACAAACUGCAGAGACUUCACCAACGGCGGGCACUUCUGAGACGCCAACGAAAGCAGUGGUUUCACCACCCAAAUUUGUCUUUGGCUCAGAAUCUGUCAAAAGUAUUUUUAGCAAUGAAAAAUCAAAGCCUUUCACAUUUGGAAACACAUCAGCAACAGGAUCUCUCUUUGGCUUCAGCUUUAACGCUUCUCCCAAGAGCAAAAGCGAUAGCUCAGUGUGUCAUAGCACAAAACAGCGAGAACCAGAUGGCACAUAUGAUGCCUGCAAAGGUGCUGAGCAUCAGGAAAGUGAUGCUACUGUUUGGAAACACUCCGAUGGCAAAGGAGAAAGUCAAGUGGCUACCUCCAAGGCAGAAGGACUUCCUAAUUUUUCAUUUAAAACACUAGAAAAAGGUGAGCAUUUACAUAAUUUUUACUUAAUAAAUUCAAGUUGUUAUAAAUGUACUUAGGUUCCACCUUGUCCAUCUUCGUGAGUUUAAGUUGCCUACUGAUGUAUAGUUUCAAAAUCUAUAAUGCUUAACUCUAGGUGAGAAGAAAAAAUGAGACUGAAAAAUCUUUAAAUGAAUGUAUCCUGGGUUAUCAUAAACGUUCUUGAGGAAGAUUAUAUAAAAAAAAUCCGGUAUGCAGGACCCAAGCUAUUUAGCACUUUAGAGAUCAAAAGUAUCUCUUUGAAUUACAGAUAAAUACAUAACAGGUAGGUAGCACAGUUACUGAGAAGUUGUUCUAAGUUCUGACUUUGCCCAUUCAGAAGUGGGCAAUAGCACACUGCAGUUCAACUAGCAGCCCCAUGCAGGCCAAGUUGCUGGAGUCUGCCAAAAUGUCGUGGAGGAUGAAAAUUUGAGGGGAACUUGAUCAGAAUAAAUAUUGGCACUAAUAGGUCAAUAAAAGGAAAACGUGGUUCAUGUUUUGUUUCCUUCUCUUUAAAACUUCGAAAUGUAAAAUCUUGAGUUAGAAGAGAAUCUUAGCAGUUAUUUGCCAGAUUGACUCCCUAUGUUCAGAGAUUGUAUUUCUGAAUACCAGUUGUCGCAACAGAGUGAGGGAAAUUCUUGCCUUCGUGUCCUGCUUGUGUUUCUUAGAAACUGGUUGGCCACUUUGAAAAAUGGGGCAAUGAACCUUUGUUCUAAUCCAGCAGGGGUGGUUUUUUUUGUUUUUGUUUUUAGGUAUCUUGCAUUGAACGCCUAGCCAUGUCAGCUAAGAAGUAGGCUCUACAGUGGUACCUCGGGUUACAAACACUUUGGGUUACAGACUCCGCUAACCCGGAAGUAGUACCUCGGGUUACAAACUUUGCCCCAGGAUGAGAACAGAAAUCACGCGGCAGCGGGAGGCCCCUUUAGCUAAAGUGGUACCUCAGGUUAAGAACGGUUUCGGGUUAAGAACGGACCUCUGGAACGAAUUAAGUUCAUAACCCGAGGUACCACUGUAUUGAAACCAAUGGGCUUACUCCCAAAAGAGUAGGGUUAGGAUUGCAACAUUACUUUCUGUACUGGUAAAAUUGUUUUGCUAGUUGAAAGCUAACGUCUUAAUUCUUGCAGCUAGAAAGAUCACUGUUCCAGAUUACAUUAGUAUAAGAAGUUAUGUAAAAUCAUAGACAAGUCUGUGACUGUGUGUCUGUGACUGUGUGUGUGUUUGGCAGCGCCCCUUGACCCUUUAAUGAAGUUAAUUAAAUACUUAAAUCCACACACUUUAUUUUCUAGGAUUUAAUUUUAGCCUUUUUAAAUCUAACCCAAUGGCCUUUUGGACCAGCGCAUCUCCCCCUCAACCCAAUAGUAAAGGUAUUUACAUACUGCACUGAAUGUUGUGUUGUAUCACUUUUGGGAAGACACUGACAGCUCCCCAACUUUAGCAGGCUAUUGACUAAUGGAAUUAUAGAAAAAUUAACAUGCAUGUUAAAAGAGAAUAGUAAUGACUGAAUUUGCUUUACAGCUGUUGUGGUAAGAGACUGGUUAUUGAAACCUUGGAUGUGAUUGCCUGAUUCCUAUGUUUUCUGAGUCCCCAGCUAUUGACUUUUUAAAAUUUUGCUUGAUGGAUGGUAGGUAGGCUAGGACAAAUGGAUAGACAUGGAAUAAGUAUGUUUCCGGUGUCCUUAUUGUCCCCCAGUCUCAAUAUUAGGAUUUUUGUUUUUGAGCCAUCCUUCAAGACAAAAUAUUUUUCUUGGAAGGGAGAGGUUUAUGCUAAUUCAUGUAACGUUUUCUGAACUACUCUCCAGCCUCAUAUUUUUUGCUUUUGUUUCACUUCAUAAUCAGUGUCCCUCCAUCUGAUUAGUUUUUUUAAAUGUUUUUAAAGAACCUAGGAACAUCCUGGGGAAAGACCAUUUUUCAUUAAGAGAAAAUGGCUGCAGAUGUUGGGUUCUAUCUAGAGAAGUUUUCCCACUAGUGCAAGGGCUUCUGCAUGCGCCAUGGGACUUUCACACUUCCUCUUCCUCCCAUGCACCCAUCCCCCAACCCUCUGAAGCAGAUUGGAAGAGGUGCAUAAGGAAAUGAGAAAUUCCAAGGCUUGUGUUUUACUAAAGCUGAACCUAACACAACUAUCCGUGGUGGUGGUUUUUCUAAAUUGUGCAUUCUGAAGGAGACUAGAAGUCUGGAACAUUUAAUUUUAACUGUUUAGGAUAUGGCUUGCAUUCUUGUGCGAGACAGUGCACACUGAUAAUAAGCAUGCAUGAAAAUGUUUUGUGUACUUGGCAUGUAUUCUUUUAAUAUGUAUUUGUCAAUUGACAUACAGACUUUGCCUUGGAGAUGAUUGUCUGAGCUUCAGACGUAGCUUCACAAAUAGUUUUUUUAGUCAAAUAGUAAGGUGUUAUAGGAUGACGCUUUUGAGGAGCAGUUUAACCAUUGUGGUGUUGGCGCUUAAAGGAAUACAAUUCUUUUUAAGUGGUCUGAAACUAUUUGAUUUUGUUGCAUCUGUACUUCAUACUUAGAUCUCCCAAUUUGUGACUUUAAUAAUUGAUUCCUACUUCUGGGAAUCUGGAAAUUCCUACUUCUGGGACUGAUAUUUGCUUUUCUUUAUGAAUUCACAUGAGUAGGUUUUAUGUUCUGAUCACAUUCUAAGUGUUAUACAGGGCUAACUGCUGUAUUGAGAUAGAUUUAGCAAACGAUAAUCAGCUAGACAAAAUCAGAUUGCUUCUGAUUUUGAACGCCUCAUGUUGAAACACCUGAACACCUCAUGAUGAAAAGAAUAGUGGCAAAUUGCUAGGACUUAGUGAGCUCUUUCUACUCUGCUUCUUUUCCAGUACUGUGUAAGCAGAAUAGUUAACUCGGUAUUGAUGAACCUAUUUAAAAAUACACCUUGGAAAGAGAACUUCAGCACAGCAAAAGUAAUCCUAACAAUGAUAAAUGAAAUAGCUGAAGCCAUUAUUAUGGCUAAAUAAAAAUUGAUGGCAGUGGUAUACAGUGUUACUAUUGAUGCUUACUAUCUAGUCAUCUACCUUGUGCUACCUUGUGCAAUACACAUUGUGUCUCAUUCAGUGAGAAGAACUUAAUGCCAUGUGCUCAACUCUCACUGAAAUCACGUUUUAGCUUUGUCAAAAUCUUGUGAUUCAAAGUCCGAGUUUGGGGCCAUGCACACUUGCCAAGCUCCUGCUUGAUAUAUAUAAUUUGAAUAAUUUGAAAGAGCCUGACUUUAUUGUUAUUACAACUGUUUAAAGUAAAACUGAAUUCUCAGCUUCCAAAUGAAUAAAAACGGAUCUGUUUCACAACCUAUCAAUUUAUUCCCACUGCUAAGCCACCUUAACAAAAGAUACAUUCAUAUUUUAAUAUAUCAAUAAAACCCAACCUAAAUCAGGUCUAAGAUAAAAUGGAAUUAAAGUGCUAUCCAAAGUAUAUUUUCUUCUGCUUUACAAGUUUUUAACUUAAAAUGUUUCUAUGCCAUUUCACUGAACAUCCCAGAAGUAUCUUUUUUCUAAACACAAUACAUGCACAGUGUAAGUUCUACUUAAAAGACAAUAGAUGGAUGGAAGAUUUGUUGUGUCUGGAAGCAGCUGUCUUAGGAGAAGCAUGGCAUGAGUUUGACUUUAUGGAAAGGAAACCCAUCUCAUAGUGGCUAAACUCUUCUUAAAUUGGUUUGACUUUAAAUCUUGCUUGUUUUCUGGUUGAAAGUAUUUCUUGCCUGCUUUGUGAAUGUGUUAGUAUUCAAGUGCAGCUGCUGCUUUCAGACUUGCUCAGACAAUUCACUUCUUUCCCCAGCAGUUGAGAUUAAGAAGGAGCCAGAUGAUGCUGCCACUUCAGACGAUGUUUUGAUUGUAUAUGAGUUAACACCCACGCCUGAGCAAAGAGCUCUUGCAGACUCCCUUAAGUUACCUCCAACAUUCUUCUGCUACCAGAAUGAACCUGGGUAUCUGAGUGAAGAUGUUGAUGAUGAUGGUAAGAAGCAUUCCUUGAAAAUUCUUCUUCUUUAAGUUACAGAACACUAUUAAGGAAUGAAGGAAGCAUUGGUCCAGUCCAGAAGAACAGCAUUUCUGGAAAUGUAUUUGUCUUCAUGAAUUAAGAGCGGUUUGGGAGGGGGGGAGUAUCUCGUGCACAGUGCAGUAGAUCAUUUCUCAGGGAUCACAAAGCCUCCUGUUUCUGGCCCUAGUCAGUUAUAUAGAGCAGGAUGAAACUUAAUAGCACUCUUCAGCUAAGCAGCACUGACUUCCCCCUGCAUCAGCUGAUGCAAUGGGAGAUCAGGCCAGCUUGAUUUGGAUGCACAUGAGAGCCCCCGCACACUCAGAUGUGGUGCUGUUUAGCUGAACUUCAAAGUCCUGGUGUCAGGACUUCAAAAUACCUUGCAGGCUUUUUUUUUGCUGCUAAAAAAAGGAAGGCGAAAACGUUGCUUUCAGCAAUGUGUUGCUGCCUGCAAAGUUCUUUGAUGUCCCAACACCUGAUGUCAUUUGUGACCUGCAAGACAGAUCCUGAUAUGAAUUUGGCUUGUGGAACCAAAAAGGUUCCCCACCCUAUUCUGUGAUACUCCCUCACUUGGGACACUUGCCUGGCACUCACUUUAUCAGAAUAUUCAUACCAGGCAAAUAUACUCAAAAUAUUCAUACCAGGCAAAACCCAGGUAUUUUCAAGCUCCAUAGUUGUCUAAGUGCUGCAUUUUACUGUUUAAGCUAUUUUGCAUCUUUUGCAUUUUGUCCAUGCUUAAGGUUGUUACUCCCUUUAAGGUAUAGCAGGGCAUACAAACCCAAAUACUUACUAGCUAGUGGCAUAACAGAUAUGCAGUGUAAACAAACUUUCAUUUUCAUAUUUCAGAUGAGGACUAUGAAACAGCCGUGAAGAAGCUCAAUGGAAAGUUGUAUCCUGAUAAACCUAAAAAACAUGCACAACUGAAAGAAACUGAUACAAGUAAAUUUUCUUGGGAAGAAGAUUGUAACUUAGCAAGCACAGGGCUAUAAAUUUGAAUUUGGGAGGAAUGAAAAUACAUUCUGACUCACAAUUGUUUGCCAUGCCAUUUAUUACAUGGUUCCAUAACUUGAAAAACAUCAUAAAAGAAUGGGGAACUGUGUAGGGAAAUGAUAAUUUCAAGUUUUUAAUGAAUUUGCUUCCUAUAAUGAGAUAAAAGCUGAAAUAAUUAAAGUGUUCCCUGUAGUACUAAACACUAUUAGAAGAAGAAUAGAUUUAAAUAAGAAUGUGUUACAAUCCCAUGCAUAUGGGGUGAAAUCCCCUCAAAUGCACUAUGAGAUACCUUGCUAGAAACUUGGCAAUUCUAGCUUCAGUUUUAGAAUUAAAGGCAGAGAAAACAAGUGAAAAUACCAAGUGGUGGUAUAAUGAGAAAUUUAUUACAGCAAAACGUUGAGAUUUCUAAAGAUGCAGAAACCAGCAGAGCUCCUCUGCUCCUUCUCUUUUACUAAAACCUAGAUUCAGGUAGGUAGCCGUGUUGGUCUGACGCAGUCGAAAUAAAAAAUUUAAAAAAUGUCCAGUAGCACCUUAGAGACCAACUAAGUUUGUUCUGGGUAUAAGCUUUCGUGUGCAUGCACACAUUCUCAGAUACCUAUUUGAAGAAGUCUGCAUGCACACGAAAGCUUAUACUUAGUUGGUCUCUAAGGUGCUACUGGACAAUUUUUUAUUUUUUACUAAAACCUCUUAUCCCUAGGCUUCAUUAUUUGAGAUUUUAAGUUUAACAUUGGAAUAUUUUGAGGUUUUACUUUAUUCUAGUUUUUUUCAAUAAAAUCUUAAAAUGUUCUCUGUUUAGCUGUUGAAGGAGAAAAUGAAGCAGAAUGUGGGAGCGAGUGUGUUAUUGUGGGGGAGAAGAAACCAACUCCUGAAGAAAAGGCUAAAGCAGAAACCCUGAAGCUUCCUCCAACCUUUCUGUGUGGUAUUGGCAGUGACACUGAUGAAGACAAUAACUUAGAAGACUUUCAAACAGAACUUAGAAAAGUCCAAGAAACGAAUGUAAGUAACAAAAGAAUGGGACUUUAAGCACCAAUUCAGCUGGACUUGCUAUGGUCCAAACAUGUGAUUCUUGAAAAUUGGCCUAACAGGAAGACUUCCUUCUUCCUGACAUGCUAUAUUUCCAAGUGCAGAGAUGCUGUUCCUUUUUGUUUGUUAUUGGAGCGGAGAGUAGGGUGGGGUAUAUUCCACAUUGUCUGCACCCUAGUGCCAUUUUGUUACUAGAAGUUCAUGGAAGAGAUCUAGAACACAAUAUACACCAGGAAGCUUAGUUUGGUCAGAAUCGAGUAUACACUUCCAGAGUUAACACUAAAUACAUUACUUCUGGUAAAUGAGCCACCAUAGCUGCUGGAGGGCCAUGAAAAUUUGUGUCCUGGGCUUUUUAGACUCUUCUACCCAUGUACUAAGAAGAGUCUAAAAAGCCCAGGACACAAAUUUUCAUGGCCCUCUAGCAGCUACCCAUGUACUAGGGGACGCUGGUGGCGCUGUGGGUAAAACCUCAGCGCCUAGGGCUUGCCGAUGGCAUGGUCGGCGGUUCGAAUCCCCGCGGCGGGGUGAGCUCCCAUCUUUCGGUCCCAGCUCCUGCCCACCUAGCAGUUCGAAAGCACCCCUAAGUGCAAGUAGAUAAAUAGGUACCGCUUUAUAGCGGGAAGGUAAACGGCGUUUCCGUGUGCUGCGCUGGUGCUGGCUCGCCAGAGAAGCUUUGUCACGCUAGCCACGUGACCCGGAAGCUUCUCCGGACAGCGCUGGCCCCCGGCCUCUUAAGUGAGAUGGGCGCACAACCCUAGAGUCGGACACGACUGGCCCGUACGGGCAGAGGUACCUUUACCUUUACCUUUACCCUUACCCAUGUACUAUCUAAAACCAUAGUGGUACAUUGGUUGCCAGAAGUGAAAUAGAUUGGCAUUAUUUUCAGCUCUCCUACCCCACUUUAGCUUCAUAAAUUUUGAGGGCUGAGGUAUUCUGUCUACCUCCUUUAUUCCAAUAGGAUCUUUAUAAGAGACUUCAUGGACAGUGGGUUGGAUAACAUAGACUUCUGGUUCCUUUUAAUUCCCAGUUCUAAAACAAGCAUUUGAUAGUACAGUGGUACCUCGGGUUAAGUACUUAAUUCGUUCCGGAGGUCCGUACUUAACCUGAAACUGUUCUUAUCCUGAAGCACCACUUUAGCUAAUGGGGCCUCCUGCUGCUGCCGCGCCUCCGGAGCACAAUUUCUGUUCUCAUCCUGAAGCAAAGUUAUUAAUCUGAAGCACUAUUUCUGGGUUAGCGGAGUCUGUAACCUGAAGCGUAUGUAACCUGAAGCAUAUGUAACCCGAGGUACCACUGUAUGAUGUGAAACCAUUUUGAAAGUGCAGAGGUGCUUGGCACUUUUAGUUUCCUCCACUUUCCCUGCCAGGAAGAUACCUGUUCUAGAGAUCAGCUAGUUCUGUUUUCAGAUACUGUCCGCUACUUUACAUAUGCAUUUACAUAAAGAGCCUAUGAAGACUUGGCACCAGUUUAAAAAAUAACUCAGUUAGUUUCUUUUCAGGAAGCUCAAGUAGAAGAAGUAACCAGUUCAACUGAUGAUGUGUGCUCCAUUAAGGAGAAACAGCCUGCUGAAGCAGUCAGUAGAGCUGAAGAACCAGAUUCUACCACUGAACCUAUAUACACUAUACAGACGUUAUUAGCAGCAGAUGACAAACCUGUUGACUUGUCAACGAAAAAAGAAAGCGAUGCCAGUUCUACAAACCAAGGUAUACACAUUUGAUGUGUGAAAGACACGUAUACUAGGGAAACUAACAUUGCAAAGUCUAAUAAUGCAUACAGAGAAUCUCCAGCUAAUUAAAACUUCUAUUCCUCUGGACAUGUAUUUUAAGUACACUUAAUUAGUAUUUUGAUUGUUAAACCCCAUAUCGAUCGUUUUAUUGUUCAUGUAGGGAAUUAUGCAGAAAUUCUGCUUUAAUAUGCUGGCUGUUUGCCGUAAUAAACAUUCACUGACUGACUGAUUGUAUAGAAUACGAAGGGUUGAGAGUUUAACAGAAAGGGGCCUUGACUAGUGGGCAACACUUAUUGUAUCUCCAGUGGACUGACUAAUGCCUUGCUAGUGUCCUUUCAGAGGUUACACCAGACUUGUUCACUUUCUCCUUCUACCUGUGCUUGUGUCUGGAGCUAUGAUAGUGGGGGAAUGUGACCUAUUAUGCAAUGUAAAAUGGACCACAGAAUGAUAUGAACACUUUUCCUCCCUUUAUAUAGAAAGCAAACCUUUCUCAUUUGCCCUUGGCAACAUACCUGGCUUGUCUUUUGCUGAUCUGGCUUCAAAUAAUUCUGGAGAUUUUGCUUUUGGUUCUAAAGGUAAGAUGCACAUAUUGUCUAAUUUCUGGUUUGUGACCAUAAUAAAUCCAUUCAUUCAUUCAAAUAUUAUCUACUUAACUAUUUAUAGAAACUGCUUGCUGCUAAGAGAGUUAUUGUGUGUGAAAUCACAUUGUUUUUAUGUGAGGGUGGGAUAAGAAAAUGUAAUCUCAGAAAUAUUUUUCUAUAGUAUUAAGAUUCUGUCUUCCCAUCUAAGCAGACAAAAACUUCAAGUGGGCAAAUACAGGAGCAACUGUGUUUGGCGGACAAGUGGCCACUAAAGGUGACAAUGAAGAUGAUGGAAGUGAUGAAGAAGUUGUACAUAGCGAUGAUAUUCAUUUUGAACCAAUUGUAUCACUGCCUGAGGUAAGAUAUGAAUCUGUUAAAUAAAAUAAGAGUUGGUUCUUUCCUCUAACACAUGUGAGGACAGUGAGCUGCACAAUUUCUCUUGUGUGCAAAUUAGGGUUGUUGUUUUUACUUACUCUAAAAUGGAAGAAGUAUGCAGGUCAUUUAUUUUUUUAAAAAAGCUCCCAUAAUUCAAGAAUGUACUACUUUAAGAAUGUGAUCCUUUGCACACUAGCCUGAGAUUAAGCCCUACUGUACACAGUGGAAUUUACUUCUUUGUAAACAUACAUAGAAUUUAUAAUACCUCAGGAGUAGUGAUCUGAGUAAAUAUGACUACUUAUCCCUGCUAGGUUGAGGUGAAGUCAGGAGAAGAAGAUGAAGAAAUUCUAUUCAAAGAGAGGGCAAAACUCUACAGAUGGGACAGAGAAGUCAAUCAGUGGAAAGAACGUGGUGUGGGAGAAAUAAAGAUCCUCUACCAUACACAGAAUAAAUGGUAUAGAAUCUUAAUGAGAAGGGACCAAGUUUUCAAAGUCUGUGCAAAUCAUAUGAUUACAAAAAUGAUGGAUCUAAAGCCCUUGAAUACUUCAAACAAUGCUAUGGUUUGGACUGCAACAGAUUAUGCCGGUGAGUAUUUGUAAAGAUAUUCUAUAACUUUAUUUCCCUUCCAUUGUACAUGACAUAUUCCCUUCCUAACCCUUUGUGGUUGUGCUGGUUCCCAUAAUGCUGCAAGGAGUGGGACUUCACCAAGUAGCUAUGCCCCUGAUGCUCCAUUGGGCCCUUUUCCUGGCUGCUGCAGAAAGCAGGCAUUAGCGUGAAGGUUUCCACAGAAUCUGAAACCUUUCUGCAUACAGCAAGUAAAUGAAGAACCCCCUCAGUACAGAUCCUUGCACAAAUGUUGGGAGAAGAGCUGAAUGAAGUUUGUUAUGUCUGGGGGAGGGCUGCUCAGCACAACCCCACUCGUAGCUUCCAUAUUGCUGUACACAGGAUCAAAUGUUGAAAGAAGGCUGCAUUCUGAUCAUCACAUCAUGAAUAACACUUGCAAUCUUAAUUUCAGAUGGUGAAGCUAAGAUAGAACAGCUUGCUGUCAGAUUUAAAAGCCAAGAGCUGGCUGAUUCCUUCAAGAGGAAAUUUGAAGAAUGUCAACAAAGCUUGUCAGAGUUACAGAAGGGUCACGUUUCUCUGGCAGCAGAAUUGUCAAAGGAAUCUAACCCUAUAGUAUAUCUUGAAGUUUCAGCUGAUGACGAACCUCUAGGUCAUGUAACCAUAGAAUUGUUUUCGAAUAUUGUUCCGCGAACUGCUGAGAACUUCAGGGCAUUAUGCACAGGAGAAAAAGGAUUUGGAUUCCGAAAUUCCAUAUUUCAUAGAAUAAUUCCAGAUUUUAUCUGUCAAGUAAGUGAAAAUGCUAAGAUUGAACAUACAUUUCAUACUACACAUUGAUUAACAGGAAUAUAUUUUAAGGCUCAGUAGAAAAGUUCUCGUUUGCAAGCAAAUUAGUAGAAACAUGAAACAUGAUAUGAGCUUUUCAUAUCAUGAAAGUCUGGAAGUUAAUCUGGGGCCUUGCUUCUCAAUUUAUAUUCCAUUACUUCUGUAGUUUCUCUAGUGCCGAGUUAGCUUCUCAUUUUCUCUUACCUACUUCAGUUGCAUCCAAUAGAUGUAUACCUACACAGAGAAUGUAAAUGGACACUAAAUCCUGGGGUGGCAAAUGUUUUUGCCCAGCUAGCUAGGCUAAAUAUGGGGAUCAUAUUUGACAUGUAGACAGAGCUGCACUUCUGUGAAACACCUAAUGUCAUAAUGACAUCAGCUUUCCUGUUUUGCUUGUGGGGUGUUCAGAUGCCCCUUUGAAAGCAAAGCACCUUUUUUACUGAGUCAGGUGGGCACUGCAGGUGAAAUUGGGAGCUCUGGCAGGACCAGUUAGGCCCCACAGUCUGGAGGUACCCCACCCCUGCCUUAGAACAAUCAGAAACCAUUUCUAGGCUCACUGUUCCCCCCUCAUUAAUUCUGAUCGGUGACAGGAUGAAGGAACAAGUGUAGUUAUGCUAGCCUCUGAAGCUAGUGGGACAUAACAUCUUACAGUCUUAUAUAUGAAAACGAAAGGCAAAUGUAAGUGAAAACCAUGACUGCAUUCAAACCUGACAAACCAUGGUUUGUUAUUAACGUGUGUGAGUGGUGGUGAGCUUUGGGCUCCAAUGACAUUUACCUGAGACUUGCUGCUGCUUGUGUACAUAAUAUAAUGACUCACCAUGGUUUGCUGCAAUAGCUGAACACAGGAGCUGAAUGAAACCACUAUUGAUUUAACAGUUGAGAACACCAGAUGGGACACCACAUUGUGCUGGUAAAAUGUAUUUCUACACACAUUUCAGAUGUUUCAACAUGUACUAUAACCAAGUGAAUUUUCUCUAUUUGUUUACAUUCUAGGGAGGUGAUAUCACCAGACAAGAUGGUACAGGUGGCCAGUCCAUUUAUGGAGAAGCAUUUGAGGAUGAAAACUUUGAAAUAAAACACACUGGCCCUGGCUUACUGUCGAUGGCAAAUCGUGGCAGAGACACCAAUAAUUCCCAAUUCUUUAUCACUCUCAAAAAAGCAGAGCACUUGGACUUUAAGCAUGUUGUUUUUGGGUUUGUAAAGGAUGGGAUGGAUGUCGUGAAAAAAAUAGAAUCUUUUGGCUCACCUAAAGGAGUAGUGUCAAAAAGAAUUUCGAUUACAGACUGUGGUCAAAUAUAAAAUCAUUGCUAUUACCUGUAUGUGGAUUAAAAUAAAUGUUCAGAUUUAGACAAAAUUAUGUUCAGCUUCUUUUAAAAUGAACAUUUCUGAUGUAUAAAUGUAAAGUUACAGCUUAUAGCUGAGUCCUUUUUUAGUGUUUAAAUUGACUGCAUGUUGUGAAAUAAAGGUUCAAACACUGGUAAAUUUUAGGUGUAUUUUUGUUUCAUCCCCAUUUUUGUAUUAAAUGAUUUAAAAUUAAAUACGAGUCUGAAGUUCUAUUACUCUGAUUUGUGCAAUUUCCCAGUUUAACUGAAUGGUUUAAAUAAAAUUACAAACUAGUGUGUGGUUACUACUUUCCUCUCUUGACUUCCUUGAACAACAGACAACCCCAAAACAUUUAUGUUGACUUGCCUGCCUGCAUGUGUAAAUUUAAGUGUGUGGCUUUGAGCAGUCUGUAGUGGUUCAUUCACAUGAGCCAUAAUUGUAUAUUAGUG
This is a messenger RNA of Podarcis lilfordi (Lilford's wall lizard), 37737 nucleotides long. The record is from the annotation of a GenBank genome assembly. NCBI's taxonomy places the organism in Eukaryota, Metazoa, Chordata, Lepidosauria, Squamata, Lacertidae.